Messenger RNA from Cololabis saira (Pacific saury), 4024 nucleotides. Its product is annotated as transcription factor SPT20 homolog. Gene Ontology annotation, cellular component: SAGA complex. The transcript is spliced from 23 exons. NCBI's taxonomy places the organism in Eukaryota, Metazoa, Chordata, Actinopteri, Beloniformes, Belonidae. Bases 697 to 3186 code for a protein of 829 amino acids. Gene Ontology annotation, biological process: regulation of transcription by RNA polymerase II. The record is from RefSeq and is a predicted model, not a curated record. Gene Ontology annotation, molecular function: transcription coregulator activity.
CACUGGGAGAAAAUGGCUGCUGCUCCCACUUUUUCUCAAUGAACACACCGAUAUUUCAAUUUAAUUUCGUUUUCUCGCAUCGGAGCCGCCCUCGAACGCUAUGCAAUCUCGAAGGCAAGUCGACCCGGUUUAUCCCCGACCGUAGUAGCGUUUGCCGCGUGUGUCUAAGGCGACAUAAAAACGUGAAACGUAGCUCGUAACUUCCAGCUUUGCCCGCUCGGAACGGGCUAGCAUGCUAGGGCUAGCAGCGUUCUCCUCAGCGGCCAGACACCAGCGAGCUUGUUGCUCUGUGCUACCGUCACUACAGCCUCACGAACCAGGACUGCUCCAUUUUACAAACUCUCAGCUACUUCGUGGAUGUGUUUACUUAGUUGCAGAGUUUCGAGGGAAAGUAAAAUAUUUGAUAAGUUGCAUGAAAGUGUUCCAGCUCGAGCCUGGUAGCUGUGUGUGUGUGUGGGAUCUGAUUGGCUGUCAGACACACUGUUUGGUGUCAGCGCCGUCUGAACAACCCGCCCGCCUCGCUGUGGACGUUUCUAUCAAUCCACGUCUAGUGUGACUUUAUUUUGCCUCGCUGCUUGCAAUGCAUCUGCUGUUUCUGCUGUGCAGGGUGUGAAUGGUCCCUGUAGGAAGGUAACAGUGGGGCAGAAAGGACAGCAUCCUCUACUGUCACUCCCCUCGCAGCUGCCCUGGACCACAAUGCAACAAGUUUUGGAAUAUGCAUUGGAUCGAGCUGAGUACAUCGUUGAAAGUGCUCAACAACGUCCAGCCAAAAGAAGAAUUUCGUCUGGUGGGAGGAAAAGUUUGUAUCAGAAACUCUAUGAGCUAUAUAUUGAGGAAUGUGAGAAAGAGCCAGAGUUAAAGAAUCUGAGGAGAAAUGUGAAUCUGCUGGAGAAGCUGGUAUCUCAGGAGUCUGUGUCAUGUUUGGUGGUUAACCUGUACCCUGGAAAUGAAGGCUAUUCUUUAAUGCUCAGGGGCAAAAAUGGAUCUGAUUCUGAAACCAUCCGCCUGCCAUAUGAAGAAAGAGAGCUGUUGGAGUACCUGGAUGCUGAGGAGCUGCCUCCGAUUCUGGUGGAUCUGUUGGAGAAAUCACAGGUGAACAUCUUCCAUUGUGGCUGUGUAAUAGUUGAGGUGAGAGACUACAGGCAAGCAGGUAAUACCAAGAUUCCCACCUACCAGAGCAGGCACAUCCUGCUGCGGCCAACCAUGCAGACUCUAAUAUGUGAUGUCCACGCCAUGACUAGUGACCAUCACAAAUGGACACAGGAUGACAAGUUACAGCUGGAGAGUCAGUUGAUUUUGGCGACUGCUGAACCCCUGUGCCUGAAUCCCUCUAUUUCUGUUACUUGCACAGCCAACCGCCUACUAUACAAUAAACAGAAAAUGAACACUCACUCGAUGAAAAGGUGUUUCAAGAGACACUCUCGAGCUGCCCUGAACAGGCAGCAGGAGCUGUCUCACCUCCCCAUACCACCACAGCUGCGACUCUACGACUACCUACAGAGGAGGAAGGAGAGGAAGCCGGCUCCUGUCAUAGAUCUGAAGAUUUCAAAGGCUGGAAACUGUGUAGACACAUGGAAGCAGAGCAACUGCCAACUCACUGUACCAAAGGAAAUUGAUGUGGAAAAGUACGCUGUGGUUGAGAAAUCUUUGCAGCUGGAAGAAUCUCAGCCCACUACUGUAAUCUGGCCUGCUGAAGAAGUUGUAGACGACUAUACAUUUGAGUGUGAGGUGGGGGGCCAAGCUCAGAGGACCAAGGUGUCCAUCUUCCAGUCAAUGGGAGACCCGCUGGUGUACGGGAAGAUCUAUUGCGCUAAAGAACCAAAAGCAGAGGAGGAUAGCACAGACCUAAAGCUUAUACAUCCACCUUUUCUUAUAGGGUCAAAGAUAGAUGCUGAAAGGUUUCUAACUCAGUACAAAGGAGUGUAUGAGAGAGAUGUGAAGUGUCAGGUCAAGAUGUCCCAUAACUCAGGCACCGUGGGACAGGGGCCUCCCUCCCCCAGCAAAGACGAGGGUGAUGGUAUUUCUUCACUAGUCCAGACGUCCUUGUUAGGAAAAGGGGUUAAGCACCGCCCCCCUCCCAUUAAACUGCCUUCAGGAUCGGGUAGCAGCUCCUCAGGUAAUUCGUAUAGUUCACAAACCACCAGUGGUCUACUUAAGUGUCCUACGCCCCCGCCGCCAUCCAAAAGCCAGUCUCUGUCCAGGAAACACUCCAUGGAGCUGAGCCAGGUGGGCCUGCUGUCGCCCGCCUCCCUCUCCCCCAUGGGCUCCACACAGAGAUCGGGGACCCCCAAACCAUCUACCCCCACACCGACUAACACACCGUGCUCAACGCCACACCCCUCAGACUCCCUGUGUGCUCCUCUCUCAGUGACUCCCACCCCCUCAGAUCCCGGGAUCCAGUCACAGCCUGCCCUCCUCACACCUUUUGCCCAGCAGCAAUUGGCUCUAAGCCAACCACUUCCUGUUAUGACCAUUCCACUGCCCACCAUGGGUACGUCCAUCACUACAGGAACCACGUCUUCCCAGGUUAUGGCCAACCCAGCCGGGCUCAAUUUUAUUAACGUAGUCAGCUCUGUCUGUCCUCAGACCUUGAUGAGCGGCUCCAGCCCCAUGUUGGGUCCAGGGCUUAACCUGAGUGGAAUCCUGCCACCAGGAGGGUUGAUGCCCACCAUGCAGUCCGCAGCCCAGGCUGGGAGUCCUUUUGGCCUUAACAACAGUGCUGGGCUGAGACCAUUGAACCUGCUACAGAUCCCCACUGGUCCUCUCAUCUUUAACUCUCUGCAGCAGCAGCAGCUCCCCCAGUUCUCGCCUCAGCAGAGUCAGUCAGCCACGUCCAGUCCUCAACAGCAGGGGGAGACGACGGACCAGGGUUCAGAUCCAAGUUUAGGAAACCAGCAAACUGCUGUGAUCAACCUGGGUGUUGGAGGCUUCAUGCCCCCACAGGCAGCAGUGCUGUCCCAGUUGGGCUGUGGGCUGGACGGGUCUGGGCCCCCGCUGCCUUCUCCAAGGCUUCAGCAGCAGCACCAGCCACAGAUCCAAUUGCAAUUCUUGCAGCACCAAAUGCAGCAGCAGCAAAUGGCUAUGGGAGCAGCGGCUCCUCAGGGGGGAGCGCCGCGGCAACAUACCGCCAGCCAGCCAAGAAGUAAGAGGAAGAGGAGCACACCGCAGCCCCUCCCCAAGUCCUGACAGACUCACAUCACACUAACACCUUCCCCAGCUCCGUACGGACAGGAAUGAUCCACACUGGCCUCUUCGUCUGUCUCAGUGUGGACAGCAGGCAGAAAAAAAAAGACAUAUUUGUCCCUUUGUCGUUUUCUAUCAUGACAAAUUUGUAAUGCUUCUCAGAGGUUUUGGAAAUCCAAAACUUUGUUCACCGUAGAGGAUGGGGUUUCUACAACGGACGGCCCUAAAGAAACUUUAAGUGAUAUUUUUGGAGAUGGUUCUUCUAGGUAGUGGGCUUCCACAAUAACGUAUUGUCCCUUCAGGAAGACUUCUCACUGUGGAGGCCCUGCGGACUGAGAGGAUCAAGAGUAGACGUUUCUCAGAGGAUUUCUGCACAAGGCUGCCAAAUCCUCCCGCCUCUGCUCGGUUGAACCCUGUAGAAACAGCUUUUUUUAAGCACGGAUCCCUGCUGAGCUUCUCGACACCAAAUCCUCCAUAUAACCACGAUGUGUGAAAAUGCAAAUCUGAUCUUGGAAUAGUGCCUGGGGGCUGCUCUCUACCUCUCAGUCUGUUGGAAGUCUUUCUUCUGUUAGUCCCAGCACAGGGCUCACACAAGGACUCAAGAUCAUCAUGCAAGAUGGUGUGGUGGCUUUUGUACAGCAUAUUUUUUAAAAGAUGCAUUUCCUUUUAAAUCAGUUCAGGAGCCACGGGCGUAUUCUUACAAGGCGUCAGCUGAGCGUGAGACAUUUCUGGACACUGAGAAAUAAUUUUUUUAAGCAGUCUUUGUCAGCAGUUUUAUUGUUAUUAAAAAAAAAAAGAAUAUAUAUUGACAGUGGAAAAUACAGCUUUUAGAUAAAAAUUA